Effrenium voratum is the source of this 2763-nucleotide messenger RNA. NCBI's taxonomy places the organism in Eukaryota, Dinophyceae, Suessiales, Symbiodiniaceae. The record is from the annotation of a GenBank genome assembly.
AUGAAGCAGUUCAUAGGCAACCGUCGCAGCGAGGCGCAGAAUGUGAAGGUCAACAUCGCUGACCUGAACCUUCCCCCAGAGGCCAAGGAGGCAUUCGACGUCGAUGGCGACGGGCAGGUUGACAUCGCAGAGAUCAUUGCGUAUGUGAACAAGCACAAGGCCCUGAAGAAGACUUACAACUUUGUCACGAAGGCCUUCUUCCUCACCGUGGUGAUGAUGAUUCUUUUUCUUGUCCUCUGCCUUGCCUCAACAGUCUUGGCCAUCCAAAUCACCAAGGAGGUGACAGUCAGCAACGGCGCACUCACUGCGACCUCCGCGACAUGCGUCAAUGGGUCCGAGACUUGCACCAAGCCCGUGGCAACAGGGCCCACCAAGCGGGAGUCCCACACAUUGACAUCCACCAUGCCAGAGAGCGUCUUUGAAGAGUUGAAAUCCAUCUCGUUGAAGCUUCCCCAUCAGAAUGGCAAGCUGGUUUCAGUGACACUGGACGUGUCCAGCUUCGAGCGCCGCUUUGUGCCAACCAGCCGCUGCGGAAGCGUGGUUGACCUUGAGACCAUCCACGGAACCAUCAUGCUAGACGACAACCAGCUGCUGGUGACUGAGGAGUUCGUGGAGAAGAUGAACGAGCGAGGUUAUGAUCUUCAAGAUGAUGUCCCGAUUUCCGUGGAUGGUGGAAGGCGCCUGAGCGUUGGCUCGGACAUUGCUGGCAUGUUCAACUUCAUCGCAGAGUACGAGUAUAAGUGUGAGAGCCAGGUCAAGCCGCUUCGGAUGCUGGACCCGCCCUUUGCUUUCACCCUUGAGACGUACCAGAUGUGUGAAGGCUCUACGUGCUAUUCAGACGUGGAGACAUUAAGUGGCAAUGGCUCCAAUGGCUCGCUCAAACUGCCUGGCUUCGCCCGAGACCCGCAUGCGCUUGAGACAUUUGUGCCCGGCGGAUUCAUCAAAGCCAAGGAGUCCGUCUAUGCCAUGGCCAGUGACAAGAUUCUGACAAUACAGGAGUGGCCGAACUACCCCAUGAUGUCCCUGAUCUCCAUGCACGAUUUUGCCAUGGGCAUGUUCACCCAGAAGCAGGUCUUCAAUGAGACCCCAACUUAUUGCAGCUCACGAGAAUCAAAAGAUGAGGAGAACACCGUGGCCAACAUGGCAGAUUUUGUCAUCGCAGCCAUCGGAACCACAUCGUACAAGAGUGAUCCAGAUCUCAAGUUCAACCGCUACCUUUUGUACCACAAGGAACAUCCAAACAAGGUGGAGGCUUACGUGGAAUUCUGGGAGGAGGUGGACACCGGCAUGCCUCACAAGUAUUUCCUGCCAAACAUGGAGAACAGCCCGCGGGCUUACUUCACCAGCUUCCGGAACAUCUCGCAGGAUGAGUUCGACGCUGUUGAAGCACGUCUCAGUCGACUGGACUGCCAUGGCCCUCAGAUCUAUGGCUUGGUCACCCCGAUCAUGGACGCAGAUGACACAACACCUGCACAUGAGAACAUGAGUACUCUGGAGUUCUACCGAGCCUUGAACUCAAUUUGCCUCAACGAAGCAUGCCAGGUCUCAUUUGGUGACGAUGACUACUGGAAUGUCAUUCUGUCCCUGGACGCUCUCUUCAGGAAUCGAACGGAAGACGUCGAGUCUGAUGCGCCGGAUGGCGCCAAUGCUACACGGAGACUGGCUUCCUCCAUUGGUGUUUGCUUGACGGAUUGCAAAUCUUUGCUGGCCAACGGCUGGUCCUACCAGAGAAGCUCGUCUAAGGACAAGGACUUCUUCGGCAUAGUUAAGUUCGCCUACGACACGGGCACAUGGACGAAGGGUUCUUCGAACCCUCCCAUGGCGUACUCAAGUUUCAAAGGGUCAGCUCAGGCAGGGUUCUCUUACAACGUGCCGCCUGUGUACAUCAGCGUAAGAGCACACGGCGCUGCUCAAGGUGAGGUGACGGUGCGGGGGUCAGAUGGGAAGGUGUUUAGCAGGUACUCUGGCUCAGUUACCCUGAGCUUUGAAGGGGGCCUCAAUAUCAUCAUCGGCCAAGUGACUCUUGGGAUAUCUGGCACAAUCAGCUUUGAGCAGGCCUCGAACCCUACCAGCACACCGGCCAUGGAUGUCGCUGGCACAAUUCGUGGAGGGAUCACAAUCAAAGUGCUGGGUGGUUUCGUCACGGCAUCAGCGAGUGUUGGGCUGCAAGCCAGAUUCUGGAAUCUUGGGCCCACCUUUGAGGGCAAUGACGCCAAUGACGACGAGUUUGCUGUUGCAGGCAAAGUACGUUUCAAAGCAACUAUCUUCUGGUUCUUCAAAAUGAGCUUUUCGGCCAAGAUGGACAUUGUGAAGAGGCGUAAGCUUUGGAGCCAGACAGACUUGAUGGGCGGCUAUGAUCCAGCAUCAAUCGGGCUGAAUUGCGUGGAAAUCAGCAAGCAUGAUAGGGACUGCAGUGGCACGGUCCAGUUUCGGAAGUUUUGCCCCAUGAACGAGGAGUACAGCUAUGAUGACCCUGUGAACAUGCAAAACUGUCCAUACCAUUACAACACCUAUGACAAGUCGAAAGGGUCUAUGAUCUUCAGGCAUACCAACGCCGCAUUCUUCAAGAGUGGGGUUCUUUCUCGCGACGAUGCGCCAGAAGAUGUGACGUGGCUCUGCAGCAGUACUGGUAAGUCUCGAGAUUGGGGGUUCCGCCGCCGCGACGGCCGACGGCGCUGGGCCAAAUUUGCAAUGGCCAAUCGCUUUGUGAUCUUUGGAGACGAGAAGAACCUCGGAAUGGUCGCCUACAACUGCCAGUACUGA